AUGUCCGGCAGCCAGCGCAUAGACGGCACCUUUCGCCGGCUGCUCGACAAGCGCGAGGCCCAAGGCCGCCGCCGGCGUCUCACCCUCCCUCCGCCCGGCGCCGUCGACUUCUCCUCCAACUCGUACCUGUCGCUCGCCGAGAACCCCGAGCUCAAGACGCGGUACCUGGCGCUGCUCCAACGCAGCGACGCGGACGCGCCGCCUUUUUCGCUCGGCUCCGGGGGCUCGCGGCUGCUCGACGGCAACACUGCCUUUACCGAGGCGCUCGAAGCCCGCGUCGCGGCGUUUCACGGGGCGCCCGCCGGCCUGCUCUUUAAUUCGGGCUUUGACGCCAACGCGGGCCUGUUUGGGUGCGCGCCGCAGCCGCGUGACGUGGUCGUCUACGAUGAGCUGAUUCACGCGAGCGUCCACGACGGCAUGAAGCUGGGCCGCGCGCAGACUGUGCCGUUUGCGCACAACAUGGUAGGCGGCGGUGCUGGCGGUGCUGGUGCUGGCGAGGCGGACGCAGAGGACGACGGUGCGCCCGGCCCGAGACGACCGGGUAGCUUGAGCGCUGUACUGGCUCGCUUGUGUCGGGGCCAGCAAGGCAAAGAGUUUCGCAGCGGCGACCGAAAUGUAUUCGUCGCCGUCGAGGGCGUGUACAGCAUGGACGGCGACGUCUCCCCGCUGCGAGAAAUCGUGGCCUGCGUGCGCGAGCGGCUGCCACGCGGAAACGGCCACAUCAUCGUCGACGAAGCACACUCUACGGGAAUCAUUGGCCAACGCGGUCGUGGUCUGGUGUGCCAUCUAGGCCUCGAGGACCAAGUUUGGGCAAGAGUCCACACGUUUGGCAAGGCCAUGGGCUGCGCAGGUGCCAUUGUCCUUUGCUCGCCGACAACCAGGUCCUAUCUCGUCAACUACGCUCGAAGCUUGAUAUACACGACGGCGCUCGGCUACCCGUCGCUGGCCGCGAUCCAAACGACGUACGAAUAUCUCGCGGGCGGCCACGCCGACCGCCAGCACCAAAACUUGCGGGCGCUGAUACGCCUGGCGCACGGUCGCCUGAGCAGCCUAUGUGGGCGGCACCAGGUUCCGGCGCGCAUAUUACAUAUAUAUCCGUCGGUACCUGAAUCUCCGAUAUUCCCGUUAUUUACUGCAUCUGCCCGCGAGCUGGCUGCAUACUGCCAGCAGCAUGGCUUUCUUCUGAGAGCUAUUGUAGCGCCGACAGUGCCUAAAGGUACCGAUCGUGUGAGGCUGUGCCUCCAUGCGGGCAAUACGGCGGAGGAGGUGGAUGCGCUCUGCAAGGUGAUUGAGAAAUGGACGUGUGAUAAAAUGGGCAUUGAAGCUACGGGUGUUCAAGAGGUACAGACUAGCAUGAUGAAGAGUGAUGUCAGUCGUCUCUAA
Messenger RNA from Beauveria bassiana ARSEF 2860, 1383 nucleotides. RefSeq names its product aminotransferase class I and II. The record is from RefSeq and is a predicted model, not a curated record. Gene Ontology annotation, biological process: biosynthetic process. Lineage: Eukaryota; Fungi; Ascomycota; Sordariomycetes; Hypocreales; Cordycipitaceae. The transcript has 2 exons. Gene Ontology annotation, molecular function: transferase activity; pyridoxal phosphate binding. The coding region runs from base 1 to 1383 and encodes 460 amino acids.